Messenger RNA from Adineta ricciae, 1943 nucleotides. Lineage: Eukaryota; Metazoa; Rotifera; Eurotatoria; Adinetida; Adinetidae. The record is from the annotation of a GenBank genome assembly.
AUGAAAGAACUAUUAUUACUUUGGAUCUAUUUGGAUUUGUUUCCACUUUUGAAUGCAGUUCAUUUUCUUGGUGGAACAAUCACAUGGAAACCUGUGAAUGCAUCCGCUACUGGAUCACCCAUUGCUGUUGCUAUUACUCAAACUUAUUCAUGGACAUACUCUUAUAUGUCAUGUAGUAAUAGUUUAAUAGGUUCAAGUGGUUACAUUCCAUCAUAUGCAGGUGUUUCUUCUGAAACUUUGGAUUGUAUUUCCAACUGUGGUUCGAGUUCAGCUGGUUAUUCGAAUAUUAGUGUUCUUCCUCGUUGUACUGACUUUUCUACUUCUGUCGACACUUCGGUUGCACAACGGACAGAUAUUGUUAAUCUAUCUGCAAACGAUGAUUUCUGGGUGGCGUUUCAAGACUCUUCUUGGCGUCCAUUACAAACAGCAUCUUCUGCAGAUUGGUCCAUAGCUGCACAUAUUAACUUGAAGAAAAGAUCAGAUACAGGUCUAUAUAACAAUGCACCUGUAGCUACGAUGAUGUCUCCUAUCAAUAUUCCUCAAAAUACUCAAACAGUUAUUCAGAUUCCUGUUGGUGAUGCUGAUGGUGAUGAUCUUCGAUGUCGAUGGUCAACAAAAAGUGGUGGAGUUGAUGAAUGUGGAGAUGUUUGUCCACCUGGUUCACUUCCAUCAGGUACCGUGAUCUAUCCUAAUUGUACAAUGAUCAUUACAGGUACAAUACUGGAUUCUUGGUAUGCUGUCACAGUCAUGGUCGAAGAUUUCACGAGUACAUCCAGUUCAACUCCAUUGAGUUCAGUACCUGUUCAAUUUCUUGUUCAUGUUGUUGCACCACCAACAUGUCCAACACCACCAGAAAUCAUUGGUAUACCAGAAGAACAAUCUUGUAUCGCCAUUGGUGUUGGUCAAACUUUUCUAUCACAAAUCUUUGCAGUAAAUUAUUGUCCUUCACCUGUUGUCAUUCAAGAUAUUGCCACGCUUUCAUUUACAAAUAUGAUUAAAGGAAAUCUUGUGAAUGUGAAUUCAUCGUUGUAUUAUAAAAAUUUGACAUGGACACCAACUAGUGCACAACUGGGUUAUCAAGUGAUGUGUGCCAUGGCAUUCGAUAGCAAAAAUUCUCAAUCAGCACAGUAUUGUUUCAAGCUCUUUGUAACAGACAAUCCUAUAUGUGCGUGUCCAGGGGAACCGUGCCUUACAACAACAAGUACAACUUCAACAUCGGAAACCACAACAACGAGUAUUUUGUCAACUUCAACGAGUACAUCAGCCACAAGUACAAUAUUCACUUCAACAACAAGUGCUACGACAACUACAACGACGACACCCACAACAUCUGUAACUAUGACGACCGAAACAACAAGUACCACACGUACAACGGCUAUUACAUCAACAAUUUCAUCAAUUUUCAUGACAAAUACAACAUCGACAACAAAAUCAAAAGAAAACCCGAAAGAAAAAGAUUGGCCUUGGAUUGAAAGUAUUUUUACGAUUUUAACUUCAGCUGGUAUAAUCGUCCUUUGUUUUUUCUGUUUCCAUUAUUGUUGUUCACUUGGAAAUCGUUUAUAUGGAUUUGAAAUUGAAAAUGAAAAUAUUGAAAUGUUUCAUAUUGCUCAAUGUAAUAAAUCGAAUUGUUCUUUCACAAAUAUACAUAUCAAUACUAGUGACUAUUGGUGAAAAUUAUUUUCAUAAUGUCGAAUAGAAUGAUAUGUUGUUGGUCAACUCGAAUUGUCGCGUGUAUUGAUUAGAAUAUUCGUGUAAUCAACUUUUAUUUUUUCCUUUUUUUUUCUGCUUUUUGUUUUGUGUUUGUGACGAUUUCUGAUGGAAGAGAUGUAUAUCCCGAUGGAACCAUGUCUUUUUUUAUUUCUUUCUAUCAUCAAUCGCAUUGUUCGAAUACAGAACACACGUUUAUAUAUCCCUCUCUCGAUAGAAAGGAAGGAAGGAUAAUG